GGAUGAUGCGUCUAGCGUGUUGCACGGCCCUGCUGUUCGUGCUGAGGCUGCUGGUGGGCCUGCCGUGGUACCAGGUUCUCCCGGCCAUCUCUAUUUUCUACCUGGGAAGUGGAGGAUGGAGCUUCCUGCAGAUAUUUGCCAAAACAGUCGGCAGAGACUUACAUGCUGCGUUUGUGUUGUUGCGGGUGAAGACGAACGUCAGACGCCACCUCAAAGAGAAGAACACCAUUCCCAAGAUCUUCGCCGAAACGGUGCGUCGCCACGGGGACAAAACGGCGCUGAUCUUCGAGGGAACUGGAGAGAGAUGGACCUUCAGACAGCUGGAUGAGUACUCCAACAGAGUGGCCAACAUGCUGCUGGAACGGGGUUUCCGGGAGGGCGAUGUGGUAGCCCUUUUCAUGGAGAACAGGUCCCAGUACGUGGGCCUCUGGCUGGGCAUGGCCAAGAUCGGAGUAGAGGCCGCUCUCAUCAACUUCAAUUUAAGACUGGAGGCCUUGGUCCACUGUGUCACUAUCUCCAACGCCAAGGCUGUGGUGUUUGGCUCAGAGCUGACUGACGCCAUGUCAGAGGUCCACAGUUCAAUGGGGACCAAAGUGCAGAUGUUUUGCUGUGGUGACUUGGACCCCAAACGAGUCCCACAGGGAACCGAGUGCCUGGAGCCCCUGCUGGACAGUGCCCCGUCUCAUCUGCCAAGCCGUCCACAGCGCUGCUUCACCGAUCGCCUGUUCUACAUCUACACGUCGGGCACCACUGGGAUGCCUAAAGCUGCUAUCGUUGUGCACAGCAGGUACUACCGCAUGGCAGCCUUGGUAUACUAUGGCUUUAGGAUGACAUCUGAUGAUGUGUUGUAUGAUUGCCUUCCGCUCUACCACUCUGCAGGUAACAUUGUGGGAGUGGGCCAGUGUUUAAUACACGGCAUGACUGUAGUCAUCAGAAAGAAGUUCUCCGCUUCACGAUUCUGGGACGACUGCGUCAAAUACAACUGCACUAUUGUGCAGUACAUCGGAGAGAUCUGCAGGUACCUGUUGAACCAGCCCAUUAGGGACACGGAGAGGCAGCACCGGGUGCGCAUGGCCCUGGGCAACGGUCUGCGGCAGUCCAUAUGGGAGGAGUUCAUGAACCGCUUUAACAUCCCACAGAUCGCGGAGUUCUACGGAGCCACAGAGUGCAACUGCAGCCUGGGCAACUUUGACAACAAGGUUGGAGCAUGUGGCUUCAACAGUCAGAUUCUGCCUUUCAUCUACCCGAUCAGACUGGUGAGGGUCGAUGAGGAGACCAUGGAGCUCAUUAGGGGACCCGACGGUGUCUGUAUUCCGUGUAAACCCGGCGAGCCCGGCCAGCUUGUCGGCAGGAUCAUUCAGAAUGACCCUCUUCGGAGGUUUGAUGGCUACGUCAACCAAUCAGCAACCAGCAAGAAGAUUGCCCAUAAUGUCUUCAAGAAAGGAGACACUGCCUAUCUCUCUGGCGAUGUGCUGAUCAUGGACGAUUGCGGCAGCAUGUUCUUCAAGGACCGCACCGGAGACACUUUCCGCUGGAAAGGAGAGAACGUCUCGACGACCGAGGUGGAGGGGACUCUCAGCAGGCUGCUGGACAUGAAAGAUGUGGUGGUGUAUGGCGUUGAAGUACCAGGAGCUGAGGGAAAGGCUGGAAUGGCAGCCAUCGCUGAUCCUUCUCACUCCACCGACCUGGAGAAGUUCGUGAAGGAUAUGGAAAAGGCUCUGCCUCCGUAUGCAAGACCAGUAUUCCUCCGCUUCCUGCCAGAGGUCAACAAGACAGGAACGUUUAAGUUUCAGAAGACGGACUUGCGCCGGGACAGCUUUGAUCCCACUGCAGUGUCUGACAGACUGUACUUCCUGGAUUCCAGCAGAGGGCGCUAUGCUCAGCUGGACGAGGAGCUUUACCGCUCCAUACUGACAGGGAAACAUAAAUUGUGAUGACCAGGCUGAACACUACAUGUAAAAAAAAAAAAAAAAAAGAAAAAAAAAAACACCCAGACACACACACACUUAUUCAAACAGAUACAGAAAAGAAGAAAAUACUGGAUGACCAGGAAUGAAGGACCAUGUCCCGAUAAACAUGAAUGCAUACAAAGUAAUAGCCAUACAUACACUCCAAAUGCCAACACAUUAACAAACAUUUAUAAACCUACAAUCACACCUACACAUUAUAGUCAUACAACCACGUCGCUCUUUAAAAUCUCUCAAAUCAGACUUAUGCACGCCACACACACACACACACACACACACACACACACACACACACACACACACACACACACACACACACACACACACACACACACACACACACAGCACCACUCCAUCCGUCCCGCCUGAUGUCCCCCCCUUGGCAACUCCUCUCGCUACCUCAGCAAACACAGAGAGAGUCACACACCUGGUCUGUUUGGUAACUUGAACUCCAACACUUCAUAGCCACACAAUCCCCCCCCCCCCCCCCUCCGCGCACACACCGGCCUCGAACAACCACCCAGGUGGUGUACGGGGCUGCCUGGCGUAAAGAAUGCAAAAAAAAAAAAAAGACAGAUAACCACAGACUCGCAGUGUGCUGAGGACGAGCAUGGAUUCAGCACAAAAAAAAGUGUUUGGGACAACAGAGGGGCCGAAGCUUCUCUCGGUUCUUUGAUUUAUCAGGAAGAUUGUUGUGUGAAAGACUGCAGCCUCCGCCGUGGACUCCACCUGCACUGUUAGCCAGCAGUGACACUCUCCUGUCUGUGUCUGAGGUUAACAUUGCUUUUUAAGUGUUUUUCUUUUUUCUUUUUUUCCCAAAAGGGAACAAGGUAAAGGUUGUGAGGGAUUUCAAUUAGACCAGUGGUUGAAGCUGAAAGAUUCACAGAAGUGCAAUAGUGCUCCAGCGUAAGGCAGUGCAAUAAUCAGCAGCACCACAUGAGCGCUGAUAUAAAACAAAAGCUUCUCAUUUAAAUAUGUCUGCAUCACACCAAAUAUAUUUAAGUUGUAGUAGUGUCUGUUUACAUAUUUAAGGAAAUAUGAAACUCUUAGUGAUUUAUGAUGUUGUGAAAGCUUUCUCUUCUGACUAUCGAGUUAUUUUUGCUUUAUGUUUAUCCAGAUGCAUCCACCAGAAGCACUUCUUAAAAGAAGCUGCAGUGCACAUUUUAUAUCAGCUGCUGGAACACAAAGUCAAGUGAUCUGAUUGGUUCAACCCUGGGCUAAAUACAUCUGGGGUUUUUUUUUUUUUGUUUGUUUUUUUCACACAGACACAGGACAUUUUCACACACUGAGCUGACAGGCAAUCUGCAGGUUUUGUUCCUAAAAAGACACCUGUCUUAGGAUGUGUGCAUUUUUUUCUCCCUGAAACACAAAAAGAAGAAGAAGAAGAAGAGAACCUGGAACGAAGACAGAGACGCACCAAAUCCUCCUGAUAGACAAAACCCUGUGUUUCCAUCAAUCUUCUGGUGCUAAAGAGGGUUUUCAAGUGAGCCGAAAGAUCCAAAGAUACAAAGGCGGGAGUGGAGACGUGUGUGAAAAAAAGUAGAAGAGAAAAUGUGCUUUGUCAUCUAUGUUUUUUUUUUUUUUUUCUGUCGUCGUCGUCUGAGGUUGUAUAGCAGCAUGAAUGAGCAUCACCAACCACAAGCAGAGCACUGUGCCUUACUGUGAGUUCAGCUCCCAGACUCACAGGCCCUGGCCACCAAAAUAGUCUCUCAAAGGGUCCCUUAUGUCUGACUCAACUUCACUCAUUUCCUUUAUUUCAACCUACUGUAAUCUGCUCUGUCGCUUACAAGUUCCCUGUCAAAGAAGUGUUCGCAAAGUCCGUCGAAUUCUGAAAAUCCUCUUUUAAGAAUCUAUGGCUGUCCGGCCAGGUGCAAGAAGAGGCUAGAUGUUUUUUUUUUUUUUUUUUUUUUUAAAUCAGUCUGUCUUCCCCUCUUCCUUACUCUAACCAUGAUUUGUCUUUAACCGUCUUUUCAGUCACGUGUUGUCUCUUUGGUUGUCGUCAGUAAAGUUCCUAUUCGCUCAGCACCUUUUAUGUGAAGCCUUUUUUCACUCUGCCAAGCACUCGUGUCGUUCUGAUUCAUCAUGUCUAACCUCUUCUUUGUCUACAGAUCGCCCUCCCUUCAAGACCUUAGUUUCAUCCUCACUGUCUCUGCUCAAACUCGCCCUGUCUGCUUCAUUCUGAUAAUGGUACAAACUGUAGAUCCAUUCUUUUCCCAAUUGGAGUUUGAUUUGUGGGCUGAUGGAGGUUUCUUUCAUCCACCAGGUGACACAAAAUCUCCAACGAAACACUCUGUAAACAUGUUCUCUGAACCCUUUUACUGAUAUGUGUCUUGUAUAGUCUGCCAUUCCCCCCUGUGACUUCUCUCCUUCGACCUCUUUCUCAGUCGCCUCAACACAGCCGGUCUGACUGUUGCUUACAUUGUGUAACGGGUUAUAUGAAGACUGGCUGUAUUGAGAGGACGCAUUCAUUUACAUGUUUAUUUCUUUCCCCCUUGUGGCGAUGCUUAGGCUGCUUUGUUUCCUGCAGAAUGAUUCUCAGCAGGGUCAAAAUGCAUGAUUCGUACUCUGCGGUCGAAAAAAUUGACGUUUGAUAGAAAAGGAAAUUCGUGGCUGCUUCCUCUAUGGUUUUAGUUCAAAAAGUCUCUCUCACUUUGUAUUCAUUCUUUAAUGAUGAGUGUGAAAUGUUCCUCAUGAAUGUCUGAAGAAACAAAAUGAGUGACCAAUGAUGAUGAUGAUGAUGAUGUUGUAACGUUACAUGUGUAUCUAAGGGAACAGUCUGGCUGGUAUGAUGCUUUGAGCCUGAGGGUUUCACUCGCUGACCCCUGUCUGAACAGCCGCACAGCAGAGCACUCUGAAAAAGAUGUUUCCAUUUUACUCUUUUUUUUUAAAAUUGGGUUUAAAUUAUUAUUUUUGAAAGAACUGUUAAUUAUGCUUUGUGUGUUUCACUGCUGAAUAUGUUUGCUUUGUUUUUUUUGUUUUUUGUCUGGAUUCAUAGCUUUGUGAUUUUUGGUUUUAAAAGGGGAUACAUGCAUGAGUGUAAGACAAUCGAAUGGCAAUGUGUUUUUUUUUGGGGGGGGGGGGGGUUCUUUAAAAAAAAAAAAAAAAAAGAAGGCACUAGGAACCAGCCAGAGAGCAACAUUUUCUGGAUCACGCUGUUGUAAAUGGUGGAGGUGGUUUACAUGUUACCAAAAAUAGAUGGCAAAACUAAACGCAGCGGAUGCCAUGAAAAACAUGUCAGUUUCUUCAGGACUGUGUUGAUAUUUUGAGACAUUUGUUUGACCAAAGGGGGGCGCUGUGACCUCAGCAACAGUUCUUCAGAAAGUCAGAAUGCCACAUAUAUACACAUAUACCAUCAUUUAUCAAGCCGUCUCUGGACCUAAUGGGUAGAAUUGAAAGAACUGUGGAUUGGAAUUUAUUGUUGAAAAUUAAAUUUUCUAUCAUAUGUUUCACAGCUAUCUCUGCAGGAAAAAGACAAAAACAAGAAUGUCACCUUAAAUGUCUAGUUCAGAUUAUACAGCUGUCAUUGCACACCAGGCACAUAUCAGACGCCCUGGCUAAACAAUUAUGCUUGCUCACAUUUCUGUCUCUGACUGUCCUUCAUGCCUCUGAUCAACAGUUCUGCUUUUUUUUUUGUGUGCAAUUUGUGUUUGUCGGUUUUUUUCCCUGCCGUGCUCCUCAGGAACAUCCAGCAGUGCUAGAGAAGGAAACAAGUUUGUACACGUCUGCCUAUGUGAGUGAAAGGUUGUUGUUGUUUUUUUUUAUUAUUAUUAUUAUUUCUAUUUAAUUUAAUGGUCUCGUUGCACAGGCGGCAGCUUUCAGCUCUUGCAGAGUGUUUAGGGGAGGUCUGUGAGGUGUGCACACACUGAUGCCCUCUUGUCCACUGAAGGCUCGCUGUAUACGUCGUGCAUUUCAAAAGAAUGAGAUAAAUGCAGUGCUGCAAAGAAUCAUUAUUAAUAAAAACUAUUUAAAUUGCUCA
Molecule: messenger RNA, 5943 nt
Organism: Labrus mixtus (cuckoo wrasse)
Lineage: Eukaryota; Metazoa; Chordata; Actinopteri; Labriformes; Labridae
Gene: slc27a4
Product: solute carrier family 27 member 4
Exons: 13
Coding region: 3-1934 (643 amino acids)
Biological process (GO): medium-chain fatty acid transport; response to nutrient; very long-chain fatty acid catabolic process
Cellular component (GO): plasma membrane; microvillus; endoplasmic reticulum membrane
Molecular function (GO): long-chain fatty acid transmembrane transporter activity; long-chain fatty acid-CoA ligase activity
Source: RefSeq, a predicted model, not a curated record